AUGGGAGAUAUUCAAUUCAUAUCCACUAGCAUUGUUCAAGCUGCCAACCAGAGAAAAAAGUUGAAAGAAUUAAACUACUUUUUCCCUCUUGUCGGCCGCCUCGCAAUCAUUGAAGUUGAUGAUGAAACCUCUUCGUUUUUCGUUGACUGCAGCAAUGCUGGUGUCUUGUUUGUUCAUGCAGCAGCUAAUGAGAUAAGUAUCUCUGAUAUCAUUGGUCCCAAGGUUGUUCCUUCCUUUGUCCACUCAUUUUUUCAGUUGAAUGAAGUUAAAAAUUAUGGGGGCUACACUUACAAUCAUGUUGUGGUUGAUGGCAUAUCAUUUGUUCUUUUCUUCAAUUCUUGGGCAAAAGUUUCUCAAGGUUCCAUUGAAUUGUUCAAGCCCCCAGCUCUUCGACGUUGGUUUCCAAAUGGUGUUGAGGCUUCAGUUAGUAUUCCGAACUCCUGUCUCACACAAAUCCAUGAAUUCAUUCCUCCACCAUUGCAACAUGAUGGGAAGAUAACAGUGUAUGGUGGAGCUGAAGAAGGGAGUAUGGACAUUGAAGCUUGCUUUUUACCUGAAACAUUGCAGGCCUUGGUAAAUGAUGAAGAGUUCAUGGAUUCUAUCACAAUCUAUGUCACAAUCUAA
Durio zibethinus is the source of this 624-nucleotide messenger RNA. The record is from RefSeq and is a predicted model, not a curated record. NCBI's taxonomy places the organism in Eukaryota, Viridiplantae, Streptophyta, Magnoliopsida, Malvales, Malvaceae.